Klebsormidium nitens is the source of this 429-nucleotide messenger RNA. The record is from the annotation of a GenBank genome assembly. Lineage: Eukaryota; Viridiplantae; Streptophyta; Klebsormidiophyceae; Klebsormidiales; Klebsormidiaceae.
AUGCCCGUCCGAGACGAGAAUUUUCCUCAUUCCCACGAACUCGCCAACGAGCUCCGGGCGUACGUGUUCGGGGAAGGGGACGACGAGGGGGCGGCGGGCAAGAAGAGGAAGCGCCAGGAGCCGGUCGGAUUCGCGAAGCCCGCCUACCUUUCGGCGGCGCUCAGCGACUUCUUCGACCUGAAGCGCGACACGUUCAUGCCCCGCGCGGACGUCUUCAAGAUGCUCCACGACUACAUCAAGAACAACGGCCUGCAGGUUCAGGGCAACGGCAGGCUCCUCACGGUGGACCCCAAGCUGUCCGCCCUGCUCGGACUCCCCGACGGCAAAGUGACAUCCUUCUUCUCGCUGCAAAAGUACCUGGUCAAGCAUUACAGCAAGACGCCCUUCAGCGAGCAACCGACGACGGCCGGCGACGAGGAUUCCGCAUGA